CCGGCCACGUCUCCAAGCCAGCCUGGUGCUCCUGCCUGCUGCCUCUGCCUUCUGAGCUGCCAGGGCUGCAGACGUCUUGGUCUUGGUUGGAGUCUCUGGGACCAGAUGACCCACCCGGCAAGAGGGCCCCUCUCCUCUGACCAUCCGAGAGGAAAUGCCUUUGACCAGCCACAGGACAGGCAGCAGCCGAAGGAAGGUCAUCUGGGCUCUGUGCUUCCUGCUUCUGCUCCUUGAAGCCGGUUCUGCCAAGAAUAUCUGGAAACGGGCAUUGCAUGCGAGGCUGGCAGAGAAGUCCCGAGCCGAGGAGGCAGGCGGCCCCCGGCAGCCCCGCGCAGACCGCUGCCCGCCGCCCCCGCGCUCGCUGCCCCCCGGCGCCUGCCAGGCCGCGCGCUGCCAGGCCGACUCCGAGUGCCCGCGGCACCGACGCUGCUGCUACAACGGCUGCGCCUACGCCUGCCUGGAGGCCGUGCCGCCCCCGCCAGUUUUAGACUGGCUAGUGCAGCCGAAACCUCGAUGGCUUGGGGGCAACGGCUGGCUUCUGGAUGGCCCGGAGGAGGUGUUGCAAGCAGAGGCCUGCAGCACCACAGAGGACGGGGCAGAGCCGCUCCUCUGCCCCUCGGGCUACGAGUGCCACAUCCUGAGCCCAGGUGACGUGGCUGAGGGCAUCCCCAACCGUGGGCAGUGUGUCAAGCAGCGCCGGCCAGCAGAUGGACGAUUCUUCCGACACAAAUUUUACAAAGAAUAUCCAGAGGGUGCCUUCAAGAAUGUGGCCGAACCUGGGAAAGGACAACAGAGGCACUUUCAAUAAAGCAACGGCAGCAGCCAGUGCACAAGAACAUUCCUCCACUUUCUGCUAAGCCUUGGAAACAGUUGGGUAAAAAAAUGUUUUUCAACCCCUAGAGGUCAUGCCCAGCUCAACAGAGCAUGACCCCAGAGAUGCUUGGAGACAGGACACCUGGCUCUCAACCCCCGUCGGGCCCUGCCUGGCUGGGUGACUUUGUGGGAGCCACUCACCAGCGCCUGGUCCCUGUUUUAUGACCCUGGAAAGGAGGCACACCAAGCAGUCCCCUUGACCUUGUAGCUCCCUGGAUCGUCCGUGGGAAGAAGUCACUGCCUUUGUGAGCUGUGUGAAGCCCAUUUCUAAGAUAGAGUUCCAUGUCUUGCUUGGUACUGGUUCUUCCAGGUUUGACUCCAGGAGGCAAGUACCCAUCCCACAUGUUCUCAAGAUAAGUUUGCUCAUCAUAAAAUGGAAAUGAACUUA
This is a messenger RNA of Camelus dromedarius (Arabian camel), 1261 nucleotides long. It is a transcript of the gene WFDC1, whose product is annotated as WAP four-disulfide core domain 1. Gene Ontology annotation, cellular component: extracellular region. Gene Ontology annotation, biological process: regulation of cell growth. The coding region runs from base 155 to 808 and encodes 217 amino acids. NCBI's taxonomy places the organism in Eukaryota, Metazoa, Chordata, Mammalia, Artiodactyla, Camelidae. Gene Ontology annotation, molecular function: peptidase inhibitor activity. The transcript is spliced from 8 exons. The record is from RefSeq and is a predicted model, not a curated record.